AUGGAGCUCGCGGGCCCCACUGAUGAGAACCCCUUCAGAGAUGCCAGGAGCAUCGUCCCGCCCGCGCCAUCCUCCGGCUGCGGGCAGAAGAGCAGCUGCUGGAUUCGCCAGCUGAUCCCAUUCAACUUCUGGGAAGAGGCAAAGAAGCUGCUGGUGCUGUCGGGGCCAUUGACCUUGAUCCAGUUGCUGGUCUUUAUGAUACACAUUGUAAGCUCUAUAUUCUGUGGCCAUCUGGGGAAGGUUGAGUUGGCCUCCGUCUCGCUUGCUAUUGCUGUUAUAAAUGUUACUGGCAUCUCUGUGGGGGUUGGUUUAUCUUCCGCAUGUGACACGUUAAUAUCCCAGACGUACGGCGGUAAGAACAUGAAGCGGGUGGGGACCAUCCUGCAGCGUGGCACCCUCAUCCUGCUGCUUUGCUGCUUCCCCUGCUGGGCUCUCUUCAUCAACACCGAGCAGAUCCUGCUGCUGGUCCGGCAGGACCCGGAGGUCUCCAGGUUGGCACGAACAUACGCCUUUCUCCAGAAGCCAUGUUUAUAUUUUAGACAAGGCAACAAAAAUCCAGGAGCCCUGGAAAAAAACACAUAUCUGUAUUUUGUUUAAUUUCAGAGGAUAAUCUGGCCGGAGGUGCUAAGUGGCAUCACUGGAAAUAUCAUAAAUGCCAUUGCAAACUAUGUCUUUAUCUACGUGCUGGACCUCGGAGUCAUGGGUUCCGCCUGGGCAAACACUAUUGCUCAGUACACUCAAGCCAUCUUCCUGUUCCUGUACAUUGUUGCAAAGAAGCUCCAUGUGGAGACCUGGGGAGGCUGGUCCAGCGAGUGCCUCCAGGAGUGGGACACCUUCAUCGCUCUGGCUGUGCCCAGCAUGCUCAUGAUAUGCAUCGAGUGGUGGACCUACGAAAUCGGAAGCUUCCUGAUAGGCCUGCUGAGCGUAGUGGAGCUUUCCGCACAAUCCAUCAUUUAUGAGGUGUCCACGGUGUCGUACAUGAUUCACUACGGACUCAGCAUAGCCGUCAGCAUUCAGGUGGGGAACGCGCUGGGCGCUGGGAACAUAGAGGAGGCCAAGAGAUCUUCCACCACCAGCAUGCUGUGCACAGGGUUUCUUUGCCUGGUGGUGGGCGUCAUAUUAGCAGCCACAAAGGAUGUGCUGGGAUACAUAUUUACCAGUGACAGAGAGAUCAUUGCCCUGGUGGCUUGGGUUAUGCCAGUGUACGUGGCCGUCCACGUGUUUGAAGCCGGCUGUUGCAUAACCAGCGGCGUGCUAAGAGGCGUGGGGAAGCAGAAGAUCGGCGCGAUCUUGAAUGCUGUUGGCUACUACGCCGUGGGCCUGCCCUUGGGAAGCGUGCUGUUGUUCGUGGCCAGGAUUGGAAUGAUAGGCCUCUGGGUCGGCUUGCUGAUCAGCGCCUUUAUCCCAGCCAGCUGCUCCGUCAUCUACAUUGGGCGGAUGAACUGGAAAAGGGUCUCCGAGGAGGCUCAGCAACGGGCGGGUGUGAGCCAGUUGGCCAGCAACGAUUUGAACUCAGCUCCUGUCUCACACAAGAUGGCGCUCCCCUCUGUGGAAGCAGAAGCUCCGAACGGCGUUGUUCUGACGCGCAUCACUAAGAACGAGGGUCAGACGUACCAGCUAACGCUCCAGGAAGCCACGCCUGCCCUUUCCACUGUGGGUGAAAUGCUGUCUGUGAAGCAGCUGAUCAUACGGCGCGGGCUGGCCGUCACCGCAGCUAUUGCUGUACUCGCAGUAGGUAUUCUAAUAAGGGUCAUUACUAUCCACCACUAG
This is a messenger RNA of Terrapene triunguis (Three-toed box turtle), 1770 nucleotides long. Its product is annotated as multidrug and toxin extrusion protein 1-like. Gene Ontology annotation, cellular component: membrane. The transcript is spliced from 15 exons. Gene Ontology annotation, molecular function: xenobiotic transmembrane transporter activity; antiporter activity. Gene Ontology annotation, biological process: xenobiotic detoxification by transmembrane export across the plasma membrane. The record is from RefSeq and is a predicted model, not a curated record. NCBI's taxonomy places the organism in Eukaryota, Metazoa, Chordata, Testudines, Emydidae.